Molecule: messenger RNA, 1135 nt
Organism: Danio aesculapii
Lineage: Eukaryota; Metazoa; Chordata; Actinopteri; Cypriniformes; Danionidae
Exons: 5
Coding region: 194-1135 (313 amino acids)
Source: RefSeq, a predicted model, not a curated record
UUUCCCUUUUCUUUUUCCAUUUGCCACAUUUACAAAUUUAAAAGCACAAAUAUUUGAUUUAAAAAGCUUUACCACACACUAACAUGAUUUGUUUAUAAAAAUGUUCAGUGUAUGAUUUUCCAUCAAGUGGGAGGAUACGAACACAAGAUGAAAAAGGCUUCAGCGGAAAAUCAGAUCAGACAACGAAUGCUUGAUGGAAAUGAUUCACAUGUACGUUUUGUUCCAGUUGAUCUGGUGGCUACCAAAUGGUGUGUUUGCUAAGAAUGUGUCUGUGUCAGUGUCAGUGACUGAAGGAGAUAAUGUUACUCUAAACUCUGGUGUUACUGAAAUACAUAAAGACGACAUACUGUGGAAUUUUGUAGCCGAAAACUCUUUAAUAGCUAAAAUUACGACGGAGAAGCAAAACUUCACAUUUUAUGGCCCUGAUAGGAGAUUCAAAGACAGACUGAAGCUGGACAGUCAAACUGGAUCUCUGACCAUCAUGAACAUCAGAUCUGAACAUGCUGGAGAUUAUAAGCUAGACAUAAGUGGAUCAAAACUGAUUUCAAAAACAUACAGACUUUCUGUUUAUGCUCGUCUGCCUGUUCCUGUCCUCAUCUUCAACUCUUCUCAGUGUUCUUCCUCCCAGUAUAACUGUUCAGUGGUGUGUUCAGUGGUGAAUGUGAGUGCUGUGAGUCUCUCCUGGUACAAAGGAAACAGUUUAUUGUCCAGCAUCAGUGUGUCUGAUCUCAGCAUCAGUCUCUCUCUACCUCUGGAGGUGGAAUAUCAGGAUAAAAACACCUACAGCUGUGUGAUCAACAACACCAUCAGCAACCAGACCACGCAUCUCAACACACUCUGUCAGAAGUGUGAAGCAAACUCACAGUCUCAUUCUCAACAAGAUGUGCAUGUACAAGUUCUGACCUCCGCUGCUGGAUGUCUAUUGAUUGUGUGUGCAAUUGGGAUCAUCUGGAUUCACAGAAAAUGUAGAAAACCUAAUAAAGAAGGCAAGUGUCUGCUAAUAGCAGAUGAUCUGAAUAAGGUGUGUUUGGGUAAGGAGACACGGAAAACGUACAGAGCUGGUGGUCCUCCAGGAACGGGGUUGAGAAACACUGCUGUGGAGUAUCACAACAGCUGUGAUUUGGUUGAUAUAUAG